Manis pentadactyla (Chinese pangolin) is the source of this 6226-nucleotide messenger RNA. It is a transcript of the gene B4GALT7, whose product is annotated as beta-1,4-galactosyltransferase 7. The transcript is spliced from 7 exons. The record is from RefSeq and is a predicted model, not a curated record. Bases 121 to 1266 code for a protein of 381 amino acids. Gene Ontology annotation, biological process: carbohydrate metabolic process; proteoglycan biosynthetic process. Gene Ontology annotation, molecular function: xylosylprotein 4-beta-galactosyltransferase activity. NCBI's taxonomy places the organism in Eukaryota, Metazoa, Chordata, Mammalia, Pholidota, Manidae.
GACCGAGGGGCGGGGAGGACGGGCCUGGGCGGAGCGGGAGGCGGAGGCGCCGCGUAGGCCCGGAAUCCCGGGCCGCCCGGCUUGGAGCCCGCGUCCCAUGUGCUGCCGCCUCCCACCACGAUGUUCCCCUCCCGGAGGAAAGCGGCGCAGCUGCCCUGGGAGGACGGCAGGUGGGAUAUUUCCCCAUGUCCAUCUCCUUGGUCUCCACCUGGCCCCCAGAAAGAUCCCCAAGGGCGAGACAGAAUCUCUAGAGGUACCAGCCUUCCCAGGCCACUGGCAGGAUUGGGCUCUUCUCCUCCCCACCGGAAACCCCCACCACAUGACAAUGGGGGGUCCAGGUUGCUCCCCGGUAGCCUCCCCCGCAAAUGCUCUGUCUUCCACCUCUUCGUUGCCUGUCUCUUCCUGGGCUUCCUUUCCCUGCUGUGGCUACAGCUCAGCUGCUCUGGUGAUGUGGCCCAGCCAGCUAGGGGCCAAGGUCAGGAGACCCUGGGCCCACCACGGGCCUGUCCCCCAGAUCCACUCCCUGAGCACUGGGAAGAAGACGUGUCGUGGGGCCCCCACCGCCUCGCAGUGCUGGUGCCUUUCCGCGAACGCUUCGAGGAGCUUCUGGUCUUCGUGCCCCACAUGCACCGCUUCCUGAGCAGGAAGAAGAUCCAGCACCACAUCUAUGUGCUCAACCAGGUGGAUCACUUCAGGUUCAACCGGGCGGCCCUCAUCAACGUGGGCUUCCUGGAGAGCAGCAACAGCACGGACUACAUUGCCAUGCACGACGUGGACCUGCUCCCUCUCAACGAGGAGCUGGACUAUGGCUUCCCUGAGGCUGGGCCCUUCCACGUGGCCUCCCCGGAGCUCCACCCGCUCUACCACUACAAGACCUAUGUCGGCGGCAUCCUGCUGCUCUCCAAGCAGCACUACCAGCUGUGCAACGGGAUGUCCAACCGCUUCUGGGGCUGGGGCCGUGAGGACGAUGAGUUCUACCGGCGCAUCAAAGGAGCCGGGCUCCAGCUUUUCCGCCCCUCGGGAAUCACAACUGGGUAUAAGACAUUUCGCCACCUGCAUGACCCAGCCUGGCGGAAGAGGGACCAGAAACGCAUCGCGGCUCAAAAACAGGAGCAAUUCAAGGUGGACCGGGAGGGAGGCCUGAGCACCGUGAAGUACCAUGUGGAUUCCCGAACCACCCUGUCUGUGAGUGGAGCCCCCUGCACUGUUCUUAACAUUAUGUUGGACUGUGAUAAGGCUGCCACCCCCUGGUGCACAUUUGGCUGAGUUGGCUGGACAGAAGGAAGCCUGUGCCUAUUGGCCAUACUGCUGCCCAGGCCCGGGACAGAGCCUCGGACCCCAGGCCCAGCUCCAACAGGAUGUGAAGUAGCCUGAAGCAGCAGACAGCAAGCCAUGUGUUGGCAGUAACCCAGCCCCCAAAGACAGGCUUGAGUCAGGACAGAAAACACAUAUGGUGCCUGGGAUGCUGCUAGCAAUAAACGGUGAUGGAGAGAGGCCAGGAGUAGCACCUGACUGGGACUCUGCACACUGCCUUCCUGUUUGCUGUGCUCUGCCCUCCUUUGUGCACUCGGACCUGGGAUUUUGUUACUUCUUCCCCUGGACCACCUGGAGCAGAGAGACAGUUUAGAAGCCAGGCCACUGAUGCGGGUGGCCAAUGCAACUGAGAGGGUCAAAACUGAAAACCUGCGUGCAAGAAAGACCCAAAAAAGGGAACCACUGGGACCAACUCUACCUUGCUGUCACCAUGCAGCAGUGUGGACCUAGUGUUGCCAGAUCUUCUUAUUUGUCAAAAGGAACUGGAAUUCUGGAUUCUUAAAUGACAUCAAGUCAUUUUUAAAUAAUAGCAAACUAAUUGAAAUUUUAAAGAAAUAUGGCAGGCCAAACAAAUGUGUUUUGGACCACCAGUUUGUCACCGAUGGCUGAGGGGAAGGGGAUGGUGCAAAAGAUGACACCUCUCUUGGAGUUGGAUCAGGCCUGGGAUGAUCAGGCCAGGGGAGGCUUAGGUGGGAAAGAAGCCAAAGGACAAGGCUCCUGCCACCUCCCACAGCCCUCGGCAGUCUGACCACUGCCAGGCUCUGGUGGACUCCAGCUCUGGAAGGGGGCUCCAUCCUGCCUCACUGAGAAGGACAGAAAUAGAACCAUAGGACUGGACUUAGGGCAGGCAGGGUGCUUCAACAAUGACGGUCAUGGCUUGAGGGAGGGAGGACCAUGUUUCUGAGGUGGAGGAAGAAUAAGGAAAAUAGAAUCCUGGAGUGUUGCCACAGCAUGAUGGGGAGGCUGCAAAAUCACCGAAUGCCAAGGAGAAGGGAAGGGAGGGGAGCUGAGGGAGACCAUGAAUUGGGGAGUGGCCUUGGAGGAACCAUCUGGAGGGAAGCCCAGGGGCCCAUGAGUGGGGAGCUAGGGGCCUUGCAAGGCAGACCACUCCUUUAAGGCAUCUGACUGCCUGAGACUUGGGGCAAAGUCAGAGGAGAAGGGAACCAGUUAAGACUGGUUUAACAGUAAACAGAACACCUGAAGUGAUGGAGGUUUCAGAGUUCCGGAGGGUGGAUUCAACAGCUCUGCUCCAAAGACUCCUCCUCUGAGGGUGCUAUCAGGGCCGCUAUGACCAGUUGUGUGUACACAACUGAACCUAAGCCAAGAGAUUUAAGCAAAGAUGAAUGGAGUGACGCUUCAGGCUCCAUGUAAUGUUUAGAUGCACAACAGAGGGUCCAUGUGAUCCUAAAUUGACCUUGCCUGGUGAUUGUCACUCACACAGUGAGGAGCAAACAAGCGGCCGUUAUGGUGCAGGGGUGGUAGGAGGGACUUCCUCAACUUGAAGCCCAGGAGAGGGGAUGGUGUACUUUACUUAGGCCAGUCUCUAGACAGCAGUGGCUAUAUCAUCUUGGAUUUAUGUCACCUGGGGACAGAACACCAGCCUCUUGCAGUUGGUGGGAAUGGACAUGGCAGCCAAGCCCCCAGUUCUGUACUCACCUGACACGCAGCAAGACCUAGAAAAAUGGGGGCUCCUUCCUUUCCACCCGUACCAGGGGAGUGGAAGGAGCAGGAGAAAAGCAGGUCAGGCUGACCAGCCCAGGCACCACUCCAACCCCAUGCCCCCACUCUCCCCCAUGACUGCUGCACCACCUCCAUCAUCCAGGUGCCUGUAAGUACCCAGGCUGGGCCUGAGGCAGCCUGAAUCUGCAGCUUCCCAGUGCCCCAGCCCAGGCCUCUGCUGGGCCACUCCAGGAGUGGGGGAGAGGGCUGAGCAGUGGUUGGCAAGGGGGAAAAGCAGAUGGAUCCUCACUUCCCCAGCACCUUGGUUGCCUCCUCCAUGGAGCAGAACUAACAUCCCCAUCUCGCUGGCCAAGGCGUGGAUGAAAUGAACCCAGGAGGUAGGAUCACCUGGCACAGUGCUUGGCCAAUGUGGUUGUAAUAAUAACGAGCACUUACUGAGCAUUUGCCACCUACAACAUUCCUUAGGUUGCAUUAUUUCACGAGGCCUCUCUACCUGAGAGCUAGGUCCCAUUUUAGAGAUGAAGACAGUGAAGCACAGAGAGGUAAGUAGCUUGCCCAAGGUCAAAGAGCUGAUACCUGGGGGAGCUUGCGAUUUGGACCACUAGAUUCUGCCUUAAGAGCCAGGUUCCUUCAUGCCCAGCCUGGAUGGCAGGUGCCUGUUCCAGAGGUUCCUUCCCUUCCAGGCCCUCCUCCCCAGCUGGAAAGGGCCAGUGGAAUGGCUGGCCAAUAUUGUCUGGUGUCCCUUCCACCUGUGGGACAAAAGUAGGACCUCUUCCCCAUGCCUCUGCCUGGAAUAUCGGAUCUGUCAGCUGGAGAGGUCCCAUGAAGCAUCAGUGGGACCCAGAGCAUGGCACUGUGCCUGAUGAAUGUACAAGGUGCUUGGGGAAGGCCUCCCCAAGGAAGCCAGGUCUCAGUGGUGGUGUCAGUUUGCAGUCAGAACGGGAAGGGUCCCUGAGGGAUCAGCAGGUGCAAGGCAGUGACCCAAGAAAGCAUGGUAUGUUUGGGGACCUAGGAGCAGUUCAGGGUGUCUCUGGUACCCCAGUAAAGUGCAGGAGUUGGGGGAGGUGGGCCGCAGAGGGAAGGUUAGGAUGAUCCAUAAGGAUCUGUGACUGCCACGCUGAGCAACUUAUACUUUCCUCUGUGGGUGCAGGGAUUUUGAGCAGGGAGAGACACACCAUUAGAUCUUUAUUACAGAAAGAUCCUUGAGCGCAGGACCCAGGUGGACCACAGGACAGAAUCCGGAAGAGGGAGAGAGCCCAGGCCAGCAAGAUGAUGAAGCUAGAAAGAGGCAACAAGUGGGAAGAAGGGGGGGUCUGCUGAGUCCCUAAGGUCUGCAGAAGCCAGAUGGAUGGCUACCAUUGAGCCUUCCUCCACAGAGGGUCAGCUUCCCAAAAGGCCAACUGGAUAUACAUGGUCUUUUUGCCAUCUCAGCCUUCAUGCCUUGAGAACAUGUUUUUAAACGACAAAAAAACCAAAGGAAGAAACUUUUACUUUCAGCUUCAACAUGUAAAAGGGCUUGAAAGUCAUCAUUCCCAUCCUCACAAGAAAAAAAACUCAACAAAUUAAAAAGCAACUUCUCUCAGACCUCUCAGAGAACUGACGUUGCAAGGCAAACUGCCAACCCCAGAUCCGAAGAGACAGUCACAUACAGUCACAGCCCAGGUGUGGAGGCUGCUGGAGUGACAAACUGCUGAGAAUACUUAAAUGGUAAUUCGGACAAAUUGAUGGAGGCUGAGUGUGGCGAAGAGCCAAGAAAACUCCUCCUGUCUCUAGCAGGGGGAGGGGCAAAUAAUCAUUUAAAAGCAUGCCCAGAACAGCCUCCCUGACAAAAGCCUACUCCCCAAGUAAAAAGACUACGAGAGCCUUAUCUCACCUAGGAGGUAGCAAAAUCACCUACCUCCGGUUCCUCCUUUCUGCCUCAUCUAAGGUGAGGUCAAGGUAAGAGAGAACCUGCGAAGAUCGCAGCCCAGGGAUACAGACCCGCUAAAAGACUGAUAUUUCAUCAUAAAAUUAUAAAAUGCUUCCCUUUCCCUAAACCUUACCAUCUGGUCAGCAAGCCUCCAGUAUAUCAACAGUGGAUUAUAGCUGAAAGAGCUUCAAGGCAGAGAUUGUAUUUAAAUUCUUGGGGAAAUUCACGGACAAUUAAGGAGAAAAAGAAUCUAGGACACUAGAGGAAUUACAGCCAUCAGCACCUAAAUGUCUAAUAAACAUUGAGCCAGCCCAACUCCUAGCCAGACUAACACCAAACCACAUGUUAAAGAUCCAUUUAUAUCGGUCCCUUUGCCAAAUAAAUCAUGUAUUACAAGCCAUGCUAAAAGGCAUGAAAAAAAUGGACUUAAGAGAUACAAGAAUCAAUCAAACUCAGGAAUGACACCAAUUUUGGAAUGAUCAGACAGGAAAUACUUUAAAAUAAUUACGACUAGUGUGUUUAGAGCUUGUGAUAUUAUUAUUUAUAAGAAAUACAUAUUUGCUCAUUCAGAUCACCAAAAUAUAUUUAGUCUUUACCCACAGUUCACAGCUUCCAAAACCCUUGGUGUUUCCUGAGUAAUCAGUGCAAUGGAAGCAUGUUUUAUUAAAAUGUUUGGUCUCUUGUUGUCAGUUUCUGAAAUCACUUCAGAGCCAAAAAAGUGAAUUGGGUGUCUUGUAAUUUGUAACAAUUCCUUCCCACCACAACUGGCUUUAUGAAUUGUGACUUUUGAAAAGUAAAAUUACAAAAUUAGUCAUAUUGUGCUGAUCACAAAGGCAUGGCUGCCAAGAGGUGACCAAAAGAGUAUUCAGCUAGAAGUUAAGAAAAGCAUUAUAGAGGUUUCACAGGCAAAUAACUCAUAAAGUAUUUGGUUAUUUCUCUGGGUGUUGUAAAUUUUGUUGUCCAUAUCAGGUUCUUAAAACUUACAUUGAUAUUUAUUUUCUCAUUCUAAGUAAAUUUUCACUAUCAAAAAAAUUAGCUUAGAUGGACAUUGAAAUUUAUUGUAACUAUAUUCCAUUUUUUCAAAAAGUUAAGUACCUUUAAAUUUCAGACACUUGGGUCCACUAGUGAGCUGUAUCUACCCCCUCAACUGCACUUAACAUCCUCCUCAGAUAAUUUACCUAGUAAGAUGAUUUCAUUUUCAGUCUGAGAUCCAGUCUCUACUCUUUCUUUUUCUUUAUACAUAACUUCUUCAAAUGCUUGACUCUAAGUUUUGGGUCUUAUUUUAUUGAUACUGUAAUUUUCUUUUAAUAAUAGUCAAAACUG